This is a messenger RNA of Orussus abietinus, 1985 nucleotides long. Its product is annotated as angiotensin-converting enzyme-like. The transcript is spliced from 13 exons. The coding region runs from base 1 to 1968 and encodes 655 amino acids. Gene Ontology annotation, molecular function: peptidyl-dipeptidase activity; metallopeptidase activity. Gene Ontology annotation, biological process: proteolysis. NCBI's taxonomy places the organism in Eukaryota, Metazoa, Arthropoda, Insecta, Hymenoptera, Orussidae. Gene Ontology annotation, cellular component: plasma membrane. The record is from RefSeq and is a predicted model, not a curated record.
AUGACAAAGACACGAAUUGCCAGAGAAAUAGGAGUCCUGGCGAUUCUCUUCGUCGUUGUCGGGAACCACGCUCGAUAUUUGGAGGGCCUCAACGUGAACCUGGGCGAAGCGCUUCAAUUCCUUCGAGAAUACGAUCGCGAAGCUUCAAUAAUGUGCAACAGAGUCAUGACGGCACAAUGGAACUUCGCGACCAACAUCACCGACUAUAAUCGUCGGAAAAUGUUGGAGGAGCAAACAUUUAAGCUAAAAUUCGACCGAGCAUCCUGGAGGAAGGCGGUCACCUUCGCCUGGAGCAGGGUCCCGGAUCCUUUGACAAGAAGGCAGCUGAAAAUGAUAGCAGUCAAAGGAAGAAGUGCACUUACUGACGACAAGUUCAACGAGAUCCAUCACUUGAUAGUCGAGAUGAAGGAGCUCUACAUGAGGACCAGGCUUUGCCCCUACAAGAAAAUGGGAAGUCAGUGCGACCUGAGUCUGGACAGAGAGAUCAAUCGAGUUAUGGCCCAGUCGAGAGACUACGAAGAGUUGCUACACUUUUGGAGGUCUUGGCACGAAGCUGUAGGUCCUCCCUUGAAGAACAAGUACAUGAGAUAUGUCCAACUGGCGAAUCAAGCUGCAAGGCUCAGUGGGUUCGCCGACGCUGGGGACCACAUGAGAGAAGCCUACGAAGACGACUACUUCCAGCAGAACAUCGCGGAAGUCAUUUCCGCGAUCAGCCCAUUGUACAAGAAUCUGUUCACCUACGUAAGGGCGAGACUAAUCGAGAGGUACGGGGAUAAAAUCCGGAAAGAUGGUCCCCUGCCAGCCCAUGUCCUGGGGAACAUGUGGGCCCAAAAUUGGGAAGGUAUCUUCGACAUAGUUCAACCAUUUCCGGCGGCGAGAAGACUCGACAUCACCCUAGACAUGAUGCUUCAAGGAUUUACGCCAUUGAGGAUGUUUCAAAUGGCGGAAGAGUUCUUUACGUCCCUCGGGAUGAAGCCGAUGCCCCCAGAAUUUUGGAGAUCCUCCAUAUUUGAAAAGCCCAUCGACAGAGAGGUGAAGUGCACCGCGAGUGCGUGGGACUUUUGUAAUAAACUGGAUUACAGGAUAAAACAGUGCACCAGAGUCACGAUGGAGGACUUGUUGUCGACGCAUCACGAGAUGGCUCACAUUCAGUAUUAUUUGCAGUACAAGGACCAGCCAUUGUUAUUCAGGAACGAGGCACUUCCAGGCUUCCACGAGGCAGUUAGCGACGCCAUUGGUCUCUCCGUCUUCACUCCUCAGCAUCUUCACCGGAUCGGCUUAUACAACAACUCUACGGAUGACUACGAGAUCAACAUCAACUUCCUGAUGUUGAUGGCCCUCCAGAAAGUGGCCUACAUGCCCUUCGCCUACAUCGUCGAUCAGUGGAGAUGGCGGGUUUUCAGCGAUGGCGUAGCCGACAUGACGACGAGAUGGUGGGAACUUAGACUCCAGUACCAAGGAAUCGUUCCUCCCAUUACAAGAACGGAAAGGGACUUCGAUCCAGCAGCGAAAUAUCACGUCCCAGCUGAUGUACCUUACGUCAAGUACUUCGUGGGAAUCGUGAUGCAGUUCCAAUUAUUCGAAUCACUCUGCGAUAUAUCUGGUCACACCGGAAAUUUGCAUACAUGCGACCUGUACAGAUCCCGCGAAGCUGGACGAUUGCUAUCAGAUGUACUGUCAACCGGCGCCUCGAGGAAUUGGAAGGAGGUCGUAAGAGAAAUGACAAGAGGAAGGACGAACAGAAUUGACGCAGGUGCCAUGUUGAGGUACUUUGAGCCUCUAAAUCAGUGGCUGAAGAGGCAGAACCAGAUGGAGCCGGUGAUAGGGUGGAUCACCAGUCAAGAAGAUACAGAAAUCUUCGCGUCUGUUUCAGCACUCUUUGCCCACUGGUACACGGGCAAUGCAGAGGCUGCGACGUCUUCAAAGGUCACCUUAAUGAUCUUCGUCCUUAUCAGUUAUUUAGUUUAAUCGCUCGCCCAGAAGUG